Molecule: messenger RNA, 741 nt
Organism: Marasmius oreades (fairy-ring Marasmius)
Lineage: Eukaryota; Fungi; Basidiomycota; Agaricomycetes; Agaricales; Marasmiaceae
Exons: 2
Coding region: 246-629 (127 amino acids)
Source: RefSeq, a predicted model, not a curated record
CUCCUCCUCGCGCGUCCAGCAUUCACAAGACUCUCUCGCUGUUCUUCUUGAUUUUCCUGUGUGACCGCUCAAGCGCUCACCGCCGCGUGUGGAAAUAGAACAAGUUGACUACGACAACCUAAUGCAAAAAACGCGGUUGGGAUUGGUGUUCCGGUUCUCCUUCCAUCCGCACGUUUCUGGUGCAGACAACCCCGGAUUCAUGGCCGGGACGACUGCGUUUUACCAGGUUGGGGUGUCUUCCCCGGAUGAAGGAAUGUCUCAUCACCCCUCUGGUGAUGAACCCACCCGAUGUUGUGGACGUUGUCAAAAUGCAAGAUUUCUCGGAUGUUCAGGUACUAUACACUACCCCUCGCCUGUGUAAGGCACUGGAAUUUGACGACCCUGAUUGUGGUAAGGUGGAUGUUGAAGCAGAUGGUAUGCUGGGUGAAGUGGAGCCUGAGGAUGGUGAAUAUGCCGUGGAUGGCGACACAGUAGAUGAUGCGGAGGUAGUCAUGAUAUCACCUCAAGAGGAUGAAUGCCUCCCCUUUCUUUUCUCCCAGAGACUUCCAUCCCCUGUAUCUCAAUUACCCCGUAAUCAUCCGUACCUUCGACCAAGAGCAAGGAAGCUAAUACAGGAAUGUCUAGUCUAAUUUCUUGCAUGGAAAAUAAAUGAGAAACAGGGGUGGUAAGUACAGCCUAAUGAAUAGAUCAACGCAUUUGGCCCGCCAUGUCCUCGGAGUCGCUAUGCACAUGAAGGCCGAC